AUGUCGAAAGUUUAUCUUCUUGAUUACGUAGCUGGAAAUGUGCGUAGUUUGGUCAAUGCCAUCGAGAAGGUGGGAUACACUAUUGAAUGGAUAAAGUCUCCAGAGGAUGUUCCAAAGGCAGAUAAACUCAUUCUUCCCGGAGUAGGUCAUUUUGGUCACUGCAUGACUCAAUUCUCCUCAGCCGGUUACCUCCCCGCUAUACGAAAACACAUCGAAUCAGGGAAACCUUUCAUGGGAAUUUGUGUAGGUUUACAGGCGCUUUUUGAGGGAUCUGCGGAAAAUCCGGCGGUUCCUGGGCUUGGAAUUAUCAAGGCGACUCUCGAUCGAUUUGACGAUAGCUCAAAAUCUGUUCCACACAUUGGAUGGAACAGCGCGAAUACAUCUGGUGAAGAAGUUUACGGACUGAGACCCAGCUCUAAAUAUUAUUAUGUUCAUUCAUAUAAAGUUCCAUAUAAGCAAGGAGAAUUGGAAAGUCAAGGUUGGACUGUCGCGACUGCUCGCUAUGGUGAUGAAGAGUUUGUUGGAGCAAUUGCAAAGGGGAACAUAUUGGCGACACAGUUUCAUCCCGAGAAGAGUGGUGUUGCUGGAUUACGAGUGAUCAAGGCUUUCUUGGAUGGAAACAACACUAGUAGCGCCGUUGAAGGCUUGGUAGCCGCUAAAGAGGGUCUCACUAGAAGAGUCAUUGCAUGUUUGGAUGUGCGAACAAAUGAUCAAGGAGAUUUAGUGGUGACGAAGGGUGAUCAAUAUGAUGUGCGAGAGAAGACAGAUGGAGGAAAUGUACGAAAUCUCGGCAAGCCGGUCGAAAUGGCUAAGAAAUACUACGAACAAGGGGCAGAUGAGGUUACAUUUCUCAACAUUACGAGUUUCAGAGAUUGUCCGCUUGUAGAUGUACCCAUGCUCGAGAUAUUACGACAGACAUCAAAAACAGUCUUUGUUCCAUUGACAAUUGGUGGUGGUAUUCGUGAUACCGUUGAUACCGAUGGUACGAAGGUUUCAGCAUUAGAAAUCGCAAAGAUGUAUUUCCAGAGUGGAGCGGAUAAAGUAUCUAUUGGAUCGGAUGCGGUAACAGCUGCAGAAGAGUAUUAUUCAAGAGGAAAGAAAUUGUCUGGAACUACAGCUAUAGAACAAAUAUCCGGCGCUUAUGGCAACCAAGCAGUAGUUGUCAGUGUUGACCCAAAGAGAGUAUAUGUUUCGAAACCUGAAGAAACGAAGCACAACACAGUACAAACAAAGUAUCCAGGGCCAAAUGGCGAGAAUUAUUGCUGGUAUGCAUGCACGAUUAAAGGAGGUCGAGAAACCCGAGAUAUGGACGUGGUUGAGUUGGUAACUGCAGUUGAAGCAAUGGGAACGGGAGAAAUCCUCCUGAAUUGCAUAGACAAGGACGGAACAAAUAGUGGUUUUGAUUUGGAACUUAUCAACCAGGUAAAGAAUGCUAUUAGCAUACCAGUCAUUGCUUCUAGUGGAGCUGGAAAUCCAGGCCACUUUGAAGAGGUUUUCUCAAAGACUUCCACGGAUGCUGCUCUUGGAGCUGGUAUGUUUCACAGAGGAGAAUAUACGGUUAAGCAAGUCAAGGACUCUCUUGCUGAAAAGGGGUUGAUGGUUAGACAGUUUGAGAGCGAUCUCUAA
Messenger RNA from Sclerotinia sclerotiorum 1980 UF-70, 1626 nucleotides. RefSeq lists its product as hypothetical. Bases 1 to 1626 code for a protein of 541 amino acids. The record is from RefSeq and is a predicted model, not a curated record. The transcript is spliced from 2 exons. Gene Ontology annotation, biological process: L-histidine biosynthetic process. Lineage: Eukaryota; Fungi; Ascomycota; Leotiomycetes; Helotiales; Sclerotiniaceae. Gene Ontology annotation, molecular function: imidazoleglycerol-phosphate synthase activity; oxo-acid-lyase activity.